UCCUCAUUCCGAACCAUGGCCACUUUGAGUGCCCAGCGUGAUGAUGACAUCCUGAGUGAUGUUGUCCCGAGCAAUAUUGUUUCGCGUCAGGAAACACCUGGAGAAGGUGUCGAAAGCGAGUACGCCGAAGAUGUGCAGGAGGAAGAUGAGUUGAUCAGCGAAGCUGAGGACGACGGUCCAUCAUCGUCACAAGCAAACAAAUCUAAGGAUAUUGCCGACCGCCAACAGAAGAAGCAGAAACGAAAGGCCGCGGAGGGCAAGCUUCAAGAGAAACGGCACGAGAUGGAUAAAGUAAAGAUGGCGGAUGCGAUCAAGCGCUACUCGUAUCUCCUGGGUCAAACAGACUUAUUCCGUCAUUUCGUCGAUAUGAAGAGAGCUCGUGAUCCUGAGUAUGCAGCGCUGAUGGAUGCGCAGCCAAAGCCGAAAGGCAGAGGGAGGAAGAAGGCUAUAGACAAGAACGCGCGCCAUCGAAAAUCGGAAAAGGAAGAAGACGAGGAAAUGCUUAAGGAUGGAGAAAUGGCUGCGGACGGCAAAGAUCAGCCAUAUGUGUUUGAGGAGUCGCCCAGUUUCAUUAGCGGGUUGAUGAGGUCCUACCAGCUGCAAGGCCUCAACUGGAUGGUCUCUCUACAUCACAACGGUCUGAACGGUAUCCUCGCUGAUGAAAUGGGUCUUGGAAAAACCCUCCAAACGAUCUCGUUUCUUGCUUACUUGAAGCAUCAGACGGAUACACCCGGGCCACACCUUAUUGUUGUUCCAAAAUCCACUCUCCAAAAUUGGGCCCGAGAAUUCCAGCAAUGGGCCCCGGACUUCAGCGUCGUCGUCCUCUCCGGCAGCAAAGAGGAGCGCGCAGAAAUCAUUGCCAACCGCCUGAUUCCCCAAGACUUUCAAGUCUGUGUCACAUCCUACGAAAUAUGCCUCAUCGAGAAGAGCGCACUCAAGAAAUUUAGCUUCGAAUACAUCGUCAUCGACGAGGCGCAUCGAAUCAAGAACGUUGACUCGCUUCUUUCGCAGAUCGUUCGCGCGUUUUUGUCUCGGGGAAGGCUGUUGAUCACAGGCACACCGUUACAGAACAACCUCAAAGAGCUGUUUGCUCUGUUGAACUUCAUUUGUCCCGAGAUCUUCUCAGAUUAUAGCGACUUGGAGAGUUUCCUCCACAAGGACGAUUCGAACGUCACGGACGACGAGGAGAAGAGCAAGAAAGUCGUUGAGGCGCUACACAAAAUUCUACGGCCGUUCUUGUUGCGGAGGGUGAAGAGUGACGUCGAGAAGAACCUUUUGCCUAAGAAGGAGAUCAAUAUCUACGUUGGCCUGACAGAGAUGCAACGGAAGUGGUAUCGCUCCGUCCUGGAGAAGGACAUUGACGCCGUAAACGGUUUGACGGGUAAAAAGGAGGGGAAGACGAGAUUGAUGAAUAUGGUCAUGCAAUUACGAAAGGUCACAUGCCACCCGUACCUUUUCGAUGGCGCGGAACCUGGCCCUCCGUACACAACUGACGAGCAUUUGAUCAAUAACAGCGGGAAAAUGAUCAUCUUGGACAAGUUGCUCCAGUCCAUGCACGAGAAAGGCUCUCGCGUUCUCAUCUUCAGUCAAAUGAGUCGAGUGUUGGACAUCCUUGAGGACUAUUGUCUUUUCCGGGGAUUCAAAUAUUGCCGUAUCGAUGGAAGCACUGCCCAUGAAGAUCGUAUUGCUGCGAUCGACGAUUACAACAAACCCGGCAGCGAGAAGUUCAUUUUCCUGCUCACGACUCGUGCCGGAGGUCUGGGCAUCAACUUGACGACCGCUGAUAUCGUUGUGUUGUACGACAGCGACUGGAAUCCGCAAGCUGACCUUCAAGCAAUGGAUCGUGCCCACCGUAUCGGUCAGACAAAACAAGUCUACGUUUUCCGGUUUGUCACCGAGGAAACCGUCGAGGAACGUAUGCUUGAGAGGGCUGCGCAGAAGUUGCGUCUAGAUCAGUUGGUCAUCCAGCAGGGGCGCCAGCAACAGAGCAAAGCUGCGAAUAAGGAGGAGCUCUUAGAAAUGAUUACGCACGGCGCUGAGAAAUUAGUGAAUUCCAACAACUCUUUCAUUAUCGACGGAGAUAUUGACGAGAUCAUACACCGGGGCGAAGAGCGUACGGCUGAGCUCAACAGCAAGUACGAGGGUCUCAACCUCGAGGAUCUCAGCAACUUCAAAUCUGAGAACACGGUCCAGCAGUGGGAUGGGGAGGAUUUCCGAACAGGACAACGGAAGUCUUUGAACUUGAACAUGUUGUCGCUGUCGAAGAGGGAGCGCAAGCUCAACUACUCCGUGGACAGCUACUUCAAGGAGACCAUGCGCGCUGGACCGUCUAAAACAGAGAAGGGCCCUAAAGUCCCGAGGGCGCCGAAGCAGAUUCAAAUACAGGAUUUCCAGUUCUUCCCUCCUCGUCUUGCGGAACUCCAGGAGCAAGAGCUGGCCGCUCAUAAGAGGUUGAACGACAUUCCUGCCACAACGCGGGAGGCCGGGCCAGACGAUACUCCCGAGUCGUUGGAGGCAGAGCGGCAGGCCGCGCAGGAGUUCAUCGACAACGCGGAAUCUCUGACGGAAGAAGAGCUGGCGGAGAAGUGGCAGUUGAUCCAGGAGGGUUUCGAAGACUGGAGCCGGCGCGACUUCCAACAAUUUGUUCGCGCGUUGGAAACCCAUGGAUGGACGAACGACUUUGAGCUGCUGGCGUCCGAGAUCCAAGAUAAGACCGCCGACGACGUCGCGAUAUACUACCCCGUCUUCAAGAAGAAGUGGAAGGAGCUGUCCGAAUACCCGCGCAUCGCCGCACGCAUCAGCGAGGGCGAAGUGAAGCGCACGAAGCGCUCGAACCUCGAGCUCCUCCUCUACAAGAAGAUCGAGUCGGUCAACUACCCGAUGCAGGAGCUCGAGCUCAACUACCCGACGACGAAGGGCAAGGUGUACAGCGAGGAGGAGGACCGCUACCUCCUCUGCCGGCUGAACCACUACGGCAUGCGCGCCGACGACGUCUACGAGCGCAUCAAGCGCGACAUCACCGAGUUCCCCGUCUUCCGCUUCGAUUGGUUCUUCAAGAGCCGCUCGCCGCAGGAGCUGCAGCGCCGGUGCAACACGCUGCUCGGCAUGAUCGAGAAGGAGGCAGAGGUCAAGCAGGAGGAGAUGAAGAAGGGCAGCGCCUCGCGCGGCAAGAAACGUAGCAUCGAUGAAGUCCAGAAAUCAGAAAAGGCGUCGCGGUCGUCGACGCCUGCGAGCUCAAUGGUCACCACAGCCGCCAAGCGGCCAUACAAGAAAAAGAGAGCAUAGAUUACUUUCCGUUGUUAUAGUUUUGUUUCCGCCGUCGCGUGUCUCUUAGACCCUGUUUGUAUACGUGUUAGAAGUUGUGAUUUUAUCUCUUGUUUUUCAAUUUAUGCAUCUUCGAGGUCGAUUGUGUC
Molecule: messenger RNA, 3413 nt
Organism: Heterobasidion irregulare TC 32-1
Lineage: Eukaryota; Fungi; Basidiomycota; Agaricomycetes; Russulales; Bondarzewiaceae
Exons: 21
Coding region: 16-3285 (1089 amino acids)
Biological process (GO): nucleosome organization; regulation of transcription by RNA polymerase II
Cellular component (GO): chromatin; nucleus
Molecular function (GO): ATP binding; nucleosome binding; ATP-dependent chromatin remodeler activity
Source: RefSeq, a predicted model, not a curated record